Sungouiella intermedia is the source of this 237-nucleotide messenger RNA. The record is from the annotation of a GenBank genome assembly. Lineage: Eukaryota; Fungi; Ascomycota; Pichiomycetes; Serinales; Metschnikowiaceae.
AUGUGUCAAACGGCCGAAUAUGUAUGGAACCAGACGAAUGCGCAGAUAACGGCUGGUGGAAAGCCCGAAUGGCAGAGAGUGGCAGCUGGGGUUGAUGGAAAGUAUGUCGAGAGGCCCAACUCUAAAAUUAAUCCCGCCGGGUCAAUGAAAGGUUCGCAAGGCUUAUAUAAGUGUGACGUGGAUGACAAAACCAAGGGGUUGCUCCAGAAACGUAACCAACCAGCACUGGGUCAAUGA